Messenger RNA from Drosophila elegans, 14687 nucleotides. RefSeq names its product dynein heavy chain, cytoplasmic (gene Dhc64C). Gene Ontology annotation, molecular function: ATP hydrolysis activity; dynein light intermediate chain binding; minus-end-directed microtubule motor activity. Gene Ontology annotation, biological process: microtubule-based movement. The transcript has 16 exons. NCBI's taxonomy places the organism in Eukaryota, Metazoa, Arthropoda, Insecta, Diptera, Drosophilidae. Gene Ontology annotation, cellular component: dynein complex. Bases 114 to 14099 code for a protein of 4661 amino acids. The record is from RefSeq and is a predicted model, not a curated record.
GCAUUUCGCGAAAAAAACAAGCAGACGUAAUUUUUCACAGGGCGAGGCAUUGUGAAAAAAUCCAAUUGCACACAUUUUGAGGAGUAUUUAUCAACCGAAAGUAUUCGAGGGACAUGGGCGACUCCCUGGAGAACCCCGAUACAUCGGUGGAUCCGGUCGUGAACCUGUCCAUUGCGAAUUACGAUGCAUUUGCCAACUACCUUCGCAAGGCGGUGACCAUUUUGCUGCCGGAGGAGGAUGUGGUUCCCGCAUCGCUGAAUAACGCUCUGGACGAUCCCAUCAACCAGGACACCAUCCGGAAGUUCCUUUCCGAUCCCCAGGUGCAGGCGCUCUACGUCCAACGUAAUUGCAUCAAAGAGGACGAUACCGAGCAGCCGGCGGAGGGAGAGGAGGAAAAGGAGCAGGUAACCUACCAGAUCAGCAACGAUGUCCACUUUACCAACAGCCGGAUGGCCUCGCUGGCCUGCAUCAAGCGCGGCGUGGUGGUGGAGGCGGACAAGUCCAUCCAUUCGCAGCUGCGGCUGAUCAACUUCUCGGACGGAUCACCCUACGAGACGCUGCACGCGUUCAUCAGCAAGUCCCUGGCGCCCUACUUCAAGUCGUACGUGAAAGAGUCGGGACGCGCUGAUCGCGAUGGCGACAAGAUGGCUCCCUCCGUGGAGAAGAAGUUGGCCGAGUUGGAGAUGGGGCUGCUGCACCUGCAGCAGAACAUCGACAUACCGGAGAUCACGCUGACGGCCCACCAGACCGUCAACAAUGUGAUCCGCAAGUGCUCGGAGGAGAACCGCAAGGCCAAGGUGGCCGACUUUGGCGACAAGGUGGAGGACUCCUCCUUCCUGAACCAGCUGCAGACCGGCGUGAACCGCUGGAUCACCGAGAUCAAGAAGGUGACCAAGCUGAACCGAGAUCCCGGUUCGGGAACCGCUUUGCAGGAAAUCUCCUUCUGGCUGAAUCUGGAGCGUGCCCUGUAUCGCAUUCAGGAAAAGCGCGAGUCGCCAGAGGUGGCUCUCACCUUGGACAUUCUGAAGCAUGGAAAGCGUUUCCAUGCCACCGUUUCUUUUGACACGGAUACCGGCUUAAAACAGGCCCUGGCCACGGUAGCCGAUUACAAUCCCUUGAUGAAGGAUUUCCCGAUCAAUGAUCUGCUCAGCGCCACUGAGCUGGAGAAGAUUCGACCUGCCGUGCAGCAGAUCUUCUCGCAUCUGCGCAAGGUACGCAACACCAAGUACCCCAUCCAGCGGUGCCUCAAGCUCAUCGAGGCCAUCUCGCGGGAUCUGUCGCAGCAGCUGCUCAAGGUGCUGGGCACCCGGCGACUGAUGCACAUCCCUUUUGAUGAAUUCGAGCGCGUGAUGAACCAGUGCUUCGAGAUAUUCAGCUGCUGGGAUGAUGAGUACGACAAGCUGCAGGGAUUGCUGCGCGACAUUGUGAAGAAGAAGCGCGAUGAGCACCUCAAGAUGGUGUGGCGCGUCUCGCCGGCUCACAAGAAGCUGCAGACCCGCAUGGAGCACAUGCGCAAGUUCCGCCGUCAGCAUGAGCAGCUGCGCACCGUCAUCCUGCGCGUUCUGCGGCCCAACAAGCCCGCUGUUAGCGAUGACGUGAACGCCGCGGAAACCAAGCAACCUUACAGCUUGGAUGCUGCCGAUGCCAAUGCCAUCGAAGAGGUGAACCUGGCCUACGAGAACGUCAAGGAGGUGGACUGCCUGGACAUCACCAAGGAGGGAUCCGAGGCUUGGGAGGCGGCUGUCAAGCGAUAUGAGGAGAAAAUUGAUCGCGUGGAGACCCGCAUCACGGCGCAUCUACGCGACCAGCUUGGUACGGCCAAGAAUGCCAACGAGAUGUUCCGCAUCUUCUCGCGCUUCAAUGCACUUUUUGUGCGUCCGCACAUCCGUGGCGCCAUUAGGGAGUACCAAACGCAGCUGAUUCAGCGCGUAAAGGACGACAUCGAGGCGCUGCACGAGAAGUUCAAGGUGCAGUAUCCGCUGAGCAAGAGCUGUCGCUUGUCCUCGGUGCGCGAUCUGCCGCCGGUGGCUGGCUCCAUCAUCUGGGCCCGCCAGAUCGACAACCAGCUGACGAUGUACUUGAAGCGCGUCGAGGAUGUGCUCGGCAAGGGCUGGGAGACGCACAUCGAGGGCCAGAAGCUAAAGGCCGACGGCGAUAGCUUCCGAGCCAAGCUUUCCAUCUCGGAUGUGUUCCAUGACUGGGCCCGCAAGGUGCAGGAGCGCAACUUUGGCAGCACUGGACGCAUCUUUACCAUCGAGUCCACACGUUCUCGCAUUGGACGUGGUAAUGUGCUGCGUUUGAGGGUCAACUUUCUGCCGGAGAUUAUCACGCUGGCGAAGGAGGUGCGCAACAUCAAGAAUCUGGGAUUCAGAGUUCCACUGACCAUUGUGAACAAGGCGCAUCAGGCCAACCAGAUUUAUCCGUAUGCUAUUUCCCUAAUUGAGAGUGUUCGCACCUACGAACGCACUUUGGAGAAGCUUAAUAAUAGGAGUCUAGCACAAAAUUCAGUAUUCAAGAUUGAAGAUCGUGCUAGCAUUGUGCCACUCGUGGCAGGACUGCGUAAGGAUGUCCUAAACUUGGUGUCCGAGGGAAUCGGUCUUAUUUGGGAGUCCUACAAGCUGGAUCCUUAUGUUCUACGCCUGUCGGAGUGUGUGACCCAGUUCCAGGAGAAGGUCGAUGACUUGCUGGUUGUGGAGGAACAGCUGGAUGUGGACGUGCGCUCGCUGGAGACUUGUCCAUACAGUGCCGCCACGUUUGUGGAGAUUCUUUCCAAGAUUCAGCAUGCCGUGGACGACCUCUCGCUGCGUCAGUACUCCAACUUGAGCGUGUGGGUAACGCGACUGGACGAGGAGGUGGAGAAGAAGCUGGCCCACCGUUUGCAGGCGGGAAUCCAGGCCUGGUCGGAGGCCCUGACCGGCAACAAAAAGGAGGUGGACACCUCCAUGGACACCGAUGCGCCGGCCCAGCCCACGCACAAGCUGGGCGGAGAGCCGCAGAUUCAGAAUGCCGUGCACGAGAUUCGCAUCACCAACCAGCAGAUGUAUCUGUAUCCAUCCAUCGAGGAAGCCCGCUUCCAGAUAAUGCAGCAGUUCUUCGCCUGGCAGGCGAUCGUCACCUCGCAAGUGCGUCUGCAGAGCACCCGCUACCAGGUGGGCCUGGAGAAGCCCGUCUCGCAGACGUACCGCAACCUGUUGACCAAGCUGCCGGAGGGCAAGGUGCUGGAGAACGCCUACGGAGCCAUCGAGCACAAGGUGGGCGAGGUGCGCAACUACGUGGACGAGUGGCUGCGCUACCAGAGCCUGUGGGAUCUGCAGGCGGACAUGCUGUACGGCCGGUUGGGUGAGGAUGUGAACUUGUGGAUCAAGUGCUUGAACGACAUCAAGCAGUCGCGCACCACCUUCGACACGUCGGACACGCGGCGGGCGUACGGACCCAUCAUCAUUGACUACGCCAAGGUGCAGGCCAAGGUCACCCUGAAGUACGAUUCGUGGCACAAGGAGGCACUGGGCAAGUUUGGAACCCUGCUGGGCACCGAGAUGACCAGCUUCCACGGCAAGGUGUCCAAGUCGCGCACCGACCUGGAGAUGCAGAGCAUCGAGGCGGCCAGCACAUCGGAUGCGGUGAGCUUCAUCACCUACGUGCAGUCGCUGAAGAAGGACAUGAUUGCCUGGGACAAGCAGGUGGAGGUGUUCAGGGAGGCGCAGCGGAUUUUGGAGCGUCAACGCUUCCAGUUCCCCAACAACUGGCUGCAUGUGGACAACAUCGAGGGUGAGUGGUCGGCCUUCAACGAGAUCAUCAAGCGCAAGGACACGGCCAUCCAGACGCAGGUGGCCAGCCUGCAGGCCAAGAUCGUGGCCGAGGACAAGGCCGUGGAGACGCGCACCGUGGACUUCCUCAACGACUGGGAGAAGACCAAGCCCACGGGCGGCAAGAUCCGGCCGGACGAUGCGCUGCAGCAGCUGCAGAUCUUCGAGAGCAAGUACUCGCGCCUCAAGGAGGAGCGCGACAAUGUGGUCAAGGCCAAGGAGGCCCUGGAGCUGCAGGAGUCGGCGGUGCCGAACAACAGUGCCGAGCGCAUGAACGUGGCCCUCGAGGAGUUGCAGGACCUGCGCGGCGUCUGGAGCGAGCUCUCCAAGGUCUGGACCCAAAUCGACGAGACGCGCGAGAAGCCCUGGCUGUCGGUGCAGCCACGCAAGCUGCGCCAGCAGCUGGAGGCCAUGAUGGCCCAGCUGAAGGAGCUGCCCGCCCGCCUGCGCAUGUACGAGUCGUACGAGUACGUGAAGAAGCUGAUCCAGAGCUACAUCAAGGUGAACAUGCUGAUUGUGGAGCUCAAGUCGGAUGCCCUGAAGGAGCGCCACUGGAAGCAGCUGACCAAGCAGCUGCGCGUCAACUGGGUCAUCUCCGAUCUCUCGCUGGGCCAAGUGUGGGACGUGAAUCUGCAGAAGAACGAGGGCGUGGUCAAGGACAUCAUCCUGGUGGCCCAGGGCGAGAUGGCACUGGAGGAGUUCCUCAAGCAGGUGCGCGAGUCGUGGCAGAACUACGAGCUGGACCUGAUCAACUACCAGAACAAGUGCCGCAUCAUCCGCGGCUGGGACGAUCUGUUCAACAAGGUGAAGGAGCACAUCAACUCGGUGGCCGCCAUGAAGCUGUCGCCCUACUACAAGGUCUUCGAGGAGGAGGCCCUCACCUGGGAGGAGAAGCUGAACAGGAUCAACGCUCUGUUCGAUGUGUGGAUCGAUGUGCAGCGACGUUGGGUCUACUUGGAGGGCAUCUUCUCGGGCAGCGCCGACAUCAAGACACUCUUGCCGGUGGAAACCUCGCGCUUCCAGAGCAUCAGCUCCGAGUUCCUUGGCCUGAUGAAGAAGGUCACCAAAUCGCCAAAGGUCAUGGAUGUGCUCAACAUUCCCGCGGUGCAAAGAUCGCUGGAGCGUCUGGCCGAUUUGCUGGGCAAGAUCCAGAAGGCGCUGGGCGAGUAUCUGGAGCGCGAGAGAACCUCUUUCCCGCGCUUCUACUUCGUGGGAGACGAGGAUCUGCUGGAGAUCAUUGGCAACAGCAAGAACAUUGCCCGUCUGCAGAAGCAUUUCAAGAAAAUGUUUGCCGGCGUAGCUGCCAUUCUGUUGAACGAGGAGAACAACGUGAUUUUGGGUAUCUCAUCCCGCGAAGGCGAGGAGGUGCACUUCAUCAACCCAGUGUCCACGGUGGAGCAUCCCAAGAUCAACGAGUGGCUGUCGCUGGUGGAGAAGCAGAUGCGCUUCACCUUGGCCUCGCUUCUGGCCCAGGCUGUGCAGGAUAUCAAGCAGUUCCGCGAUGGCAAGAUCGAUCCACAGGCCUACAUGGAGUGGUGUGACAAAUACCAGGCGCAGAUUGUUGUCCUGGCCGCCCAGAUCCUCUGGUCGGAGGAUGUGGAGGCAGCCCUGCAGCAGGCCUCCGAGAACAACAACUCCAAGCCGAUGCAGCGUGUGCUGGGCAACGUGGAGAGCACUCUGAACGUGCUGGCCGACUCUGUGCUGCAGGAGCAGCCUCCGCUGCGUCGCCGCAAGCUGGAGCACCUGAUCAACGAGUUUGUGCACAAGCGAACGGUGACCAGAAGACUACUCAACAACGGCGUAACCUCGCCCAAGUCCUUCCAGUGGCUGUGCGAGAUGCGUUUCUACUUCGAUCCCCGGCAGACGGAGGUGCUGCAGCAGCUGACCAUCCACAUGGCCAAUGCCCGAUUCUUCUACGGAUUCGAGUACUUGGGUGUGCAGGAUCGCCUGGUGCAGACGCCACUCACGGAUCGCUGCUACCUGACCAUGACCCAGGCCCUGGAGUCGCGUCUGGGAGGCUCACCCUUCGGACCCGCGGGCACGGGUAAGACGGAGUCGGUCAAGGCGCUGGGCAACCAACUGGGACGCUUCGUGUUGGUCUUCAAUUGCGACGAGACCUUCGACUUCCAGGCCAUGGGCCGCAUCUUUGUGGGUCUCUGCCAGGUGGGAGCCUGGGGCUGCUUCGACGAGUUCAAUCGACUGGAGGAGCGCAUGCUGUCCGCCUGCUCGCAGCAGAUCCAGACCAUUCAGGAGGCGCUGAAGUACGAGAUGGACAGCAACAAGGAGAGCAUCACCGUCGAGCUGGUGGGCAAGCAGGUGCGCGUCUCGCCGGACAUGGCCAUCUUCAUCACCAUGAAUCCGGGCUAUGCCGGCCGCUCCAAUCUGCCGGACAAUCUGAAGAAGCUCUUCCGCUCGCUGGCCAUGACCACGCCGGAUCGCCAGCUCAUUGCCGAGGUUAUGCUGUUCUCGCAGGGCUUCCGUUCGGCCGAGAAGCUGGCCUGCAAGAUCGUGCCCUUCUUCAAGCUCUGCGACGAGCAGCUGUCCAACCAGAGCCACUACGACUUUGGGCUGCGUGCCCUCAAGUCCGUGCUCAUCUCGGCCGGCAAUGUGAAGCGGGAUCGCAUCAUGAAGAUCAAGGAGCAGAUGCGCCAACGUGGCGACGAGAACAUCGACGAGGCUUCGGUGGCCGAGAACCUGCCCGAGCAGGAGAUCCUCAUCCAGUCGGUGUGCGAGACCAUGGUGCCCAAGCUGGUGGCCGAGGACAUUCCUCUGCUGUUCUCCCUCCUCAGCGACGUCUUCCCCAACGUGGGCUACACGCGGGCGGAGAUGAAGGGUCUGAAGGAGGAGAUCCGCAAGGUGUGCCAGGAGGACUACCUGGUCUGUGGCGAGGGCGACGAGCAGGGCGCUGCCUGGAUGGAGAAGGGACUCGGCUCCACCUGGGUGGACAAAGUGCUGCAACUGUACCAGAUCUCCAACCUGAACCAUGGACUCAUGAUGGUGGGUCCAUCGGGAUCCGGCAAGUCCACCGCUUGGAAGACUCUCUUGAAGGCACUCGAACGCUUCGAGGGCGUCGAGGGCGUGGCCCAUGUGAUCGAUCCCAAGGCCAUUUCCAAGGAGGCGCUCUACGGUGUCCUGGAUCCGAACACGCGUGAGUGGACCGACGGCCUGUUCACCCACAUUCUGCGCAAGAUCAUCGACAAUGUGCGCGGCGAGAUCAACAAGCGGCAAUGGAUCAUCUUCGACGGCGACGUGGAUCCCGAGUGGGUGGAGAACCUCAACUCGGUGCUGGACGACAACAAGCUGCUCACCCUGCCCAACGGCGAGCGUCUCUCGCUGCCGCCCAACGUGCGUGUGAUGUUCGAGGUGCAGGACUUGAAGUUCGCCACCUUGGCCACCGUGUCGCGAUGCGGCAUGGUGUGGUUCUCGGAGGAUGUGCUCUCCACCGAGAUGAUAUUCGAGAACUAUCUGUCGCGUUUGCGCAGCAUUCCCCUGGAGGAUGGCGACGAGGACUUUGUGGGCGUCAUCAAGCCAUCGAAGGACAAGGAGGAGGAGGUGUCACCCUCGCUGCAGGUGCAGCGUGACAUUGCCAUGCUGCUGCUGCCCUUCUUCUCGGCCGAUGGCAUUGUGGUGCGCACCUUGGAGUACGCCAUGGACCAGGAGCACAUCAUGGACUUCACCCGCUUGCGGGCCCUCAGCUCCCUCUUCUCCAUGCUGAAUCAGGCGGCCCGCAAUGUGCUCACCUUCAAUGCACAGCAUCCGGACUUCCCCUGCUCCGCUGAUCAGCUGGAGCACUACAUACCCAAGGCAUUGGUCUACUCUGUGCUCUGGUCUUUUGCCGGCGAUGCCAAGCUCAAGGUGCGCACCGAUCUGGGUGACUUUGUGCGCAGUGUGACCACGGUGCCACUGCCAGGGGCAGCCGGUGCGCCGAUCAUCGACUUUGAGGUCAACAUGAGUGGCGAUUGGGUGCCGUGGAGCAACAAGGUGCCCGUGAUCGAGGUGGAGACCCACAAGGUGGCCUCUCCGGACAUUGUGGUGCCCACGCUGGACACUGUGCGCCACGAGUCGCUGCUCUACACGUGGCUGGCCGAGCACAAGCCCUUGGUGCUCUGUGGACCACCUGGUUCCGGCAAGACCAUGACGCUGUUCUCGGCCCUGCGCGCCCUGCCCGACAUGGAGGUGGUGGGCCUGAACUUCUCCUCGGCCACCACGCCGGAGCUGCUGCUGAAGACGUUCGACCACUACUGCGAGUACCGGAAGACGCCCAACGGCGUGGUCCUCUCGCCCGUGCAGAUUGGCAAGUGGCUGGUGCUGUUCUGCGAUGAGAUCAACCUGCCGGACAUGGACAGCUAUGGCACGCAGCGGGUGAUCUCGUUCCUGCGCCAACUGGUGGAGCACAAGGGCUUCUACAGGGCCAGCGACCAGGCGUGGGUCUCGCUGGAGCGCAUUCAGUUCGUGGGCGCCUGCAAUCCGCCCACUGAUCCCGGUCGCAAGCCGCUGUCGCAUCGCUUCCUGCGCCACGUGCCCAUCAUCUAUGUGGACUAUCCGGGCGAGACUUCGCUGAAGCAGAUCUACGGCACCUUCUCGCGCGCCAUGCUGCGCCUGAUGCCCGCACUUCGUGGCUAUGCGGAGCCACUGACCAACGCCAUGGUGGAGUUCUACUUGGCCUCGCAGGAUCGCUUCACGCAGGACAUGCAGCCGCACUACGUCUACUCGCCGCGUGAGAUGACCCGCUGGGUGCGCGGCAUUUGCGAGGCCAUCCGACCGCUGGACUCGCUGCCGGUGGAGGGACUGGUGCGCCUCUGGGCCCACGAGGCGCUGCGCCUGUUCCAGGACCGACUGGUGGACGACUCGGAGCGGAGGUGGACGAACGAGAACAUCGAUCUGGUGGGCCAGAAACACUUCCCCGGCAUCAACCAGGAGGAGGCGCUGCAGCGGCCGAUCCUCUACAGCAACUGGCUGAGCAAGGACUACAUGCCAGUGAAUCGCGAGGAGCUGCGCGACUAUGUGCGCGCCCGCCUGAAGGUCUUCUACGAGGAGGAGCUCGACGUGCCGCUCGUCCUCUUCGACGAGGUGCUCGACCAUGUGCUGCGCAUCGAUCGCAUCUUCCGCCAGCCGCAGGGUCACCUGCUGCUCAUCGGCGUGUCGGGAGCGGGCAAGACCACGCUAUCGCGCUUUGUGGCCUGGAUGAACGGGCUGUCCAUCUUCCAGAUCAAGGUGCACAACAAGUACACCGGCGAGGACUUUGACGAAGAUCUGCGCUCCGUGCUGCGCCGCUCGGGCUGCAAGGACGAGAAGAUCGCCUUCAUCCUGGACGAGUCGAAUGUGCUGGACUCGGGCUUCCUGGAGCGCAUGAACACGCUGCUGGCCAACGGCGAGGUGCCCGGCCUGUUCGAGGGCGACGAGUACACCACCCUGAUGACGCAGUGCAAGGAGGGCGCCCAGCGCGAGGGCCUCAUGCUGGACUCCAGCGACGAGCUGUACAAGUGGUUCACGCAGCAGGUGAUGCGCAACCUGCACGUGGUCUUCACCAUGAACCCCUCCACCGAUGGACUUAAGGAUCGCGCGGCCACCUCGCCGGCCCUGUUCAAUCGCUGUGUGCUCAACUGGUUCGGCGACUGGUCGGACUCGGCCCUGUUCCAGGUGGGCAAGGAGUUCACCACGCGCGUCGACCUGGAGAAGCCCAACUGGCAUGCCCCCGACUUCUUCCCCUCCGUCUGCCCCCUGGUGCCGGCCAAUCCCAGCCAUCGCGACGCGGUGAUCAACUCGUGUGUGUACGUCCACCAGACGCUGCACCAGGCCAACGCGCGGCUGGCCAAGCGUGGCGGCCGCACCAUGGCCGUGACGCCACGUCACUACCUCGACUUCAUCCACCACUUUGUCAAGCUGUACAACGAGAAGCGCAGUGAUCUGGAGGAACAGCAGCUGCAUCUCAACGUGGGUCUCAACAAGAUCGCCGAAACCGUGGAGCAGGUGGAGGAGAUGCAAAAGUCGCUGGCCGUCAAGAAGCAGGAGCUGCAGUCCAAGAACGAGGCCGCCAAUGCCAAGCUCAAGCAGAUGUUCCAGGACCAGCAGGAGGCGGAGAAGAAGAAGAUCCAGUCGCAGGAGAUCCAGAUCCGUCUGGCCGAUCAAACCGUGAAGAUCGAGGAGAAGCGCAAGGAUGUGAUGGCCGAUUUGGCCCAGGUGGAACCGGCCGUUAUCGAUGCCCAAGCAGCGGUCAAGUCGAUCCGCAAGCAACAGCUCGUUGAGGUGCGAACCAUGGCUAAUCCGCCGUCGGUGGUCAAAUUGGCUCUCGAAUCGAUUUGUUUGCUGCUGGGCGAAAAUGCGACCGAUUGGAAAUCGAUCCGGGCCGUGAUCAUGCGCGAAAAUUUCAUAAAUUCAAUUGUAUCUAACUUCGGUACCGAGAACAUAACCGACGAUGUGCGCGAGAAGAUGAAGUCCAAGUAUCUGAGCAAUCCGGACUAUAACUUUGAGAAGGUGAAUCGCGCCAGUAUGGCCUGUGGUCCCAUGGUGAAAUGGGCCAUUGCUCAGAUUGAGUACGCUGACAUGCUGAAGCGCGUGGAGCCGCUGCGCGAGGAGCUGCGCUCCCUGGAGGAGCAGGCCGAUGUCAAUCUGGCCAGUGCCAAGGAGACCAAGGACUUGGUGGAGCAGCUGGAGCGCAGCAUUGCCGCCUACAAGGAGGAGUACGCGCAGCUCAUUUCGCAGGCUCAGGCCAUCAAGACGGACCUGGAGAACGUCCAGGCCAAGGUGGAUCGCUCCAUUGCCCUGCUCAAGAGUCUGAACAUCGAGCGCGAGCGCUGGGAGUCCACCAGCGAGACCUUCAAGUCCCAGAUGUCCACCAUUGUGGGCGACGUGCUGCUCUCGGCCGCCUUCAUCGCCUACGGCGGCUACUUCGACCAGCACUAUCGGUUGAACCUCUUCACCACCUGGUCGCAGCACCUGCAGGCGGCCAGCAUUCAGUACCGGGCGGACAUCGCCCGCACCGAGUACCUGUCCAAUCCGGACGAGCGACUGCGCUGGCAGGCCAACGCCCUGCCCACCGAUGACCUGUGCACGGAGAACGCCAUCAUGCUGAAGCGCUUCAACCGCUAUCCGCUGAUCAUCGAUCCCUCGGGUCAGGCCACCACCUUCCUGCUCAACGAGUACGCGGGCAAGAAGAUCACGAAGACCUCCUUCCUGGACGACUCGUUCCGCAAGAACCUGGAGUCGGCGCUGCGCUUCGGCAAUCCGCUGCUGGUCCAGGAUGUCGAGAACUACGAUCCCAUACUCAAUCCGGUGCUGAAUCGCGAACUGCGACGCACUGGCGGUCGAGUGUUGAUCACCCUGGGCGAUCAGGACAUCGAUUUGUCGCCAUCGUUCGUCAUCUUCCUGUCCACACGUGAUCCCACUGUGGAAUUCCCGCCCGACAUCUGCUCCCGGGUGACGUUCGUGAACUUUACGGUGACGAGGAGCUCGCUGCAGUCGCAGUGCCUCAACCAGGUGCUCAAGGCCGAGCGGCCGGACAUCGACGAGAAGCGUUCCGAUCUGCUGAAGCUGCAGGGCGAGUUCCGGCUGCGACUGCGCCAGCUGGAGAAGAGCCUGCUGCAGGCGCUGAACGAUGCGAAGGGCAAGAUACUGGACGACGACUCGGUGAUCACCACGCUGGAGACGCUCAAGAAGGAGGCCUACGACAUCAACCAGAAGGUGGACGAGACGGACAAGGUGAUAGCCGAGAUCGAGACGGUGUCGCAGCAGUACCUUCCGCUCUCGGUGGCCUGCAGCAACAUCUACUUCACCAUGGACAGCCUCAACCAGGUGCACUUCCUCUACCAGUACUCGCUCAAGAUGUUCCUCGACAUCUUCUCCACGGUGCUCUACAACAACGCCAAGCUCGAGGGCCGCACCGAUCACUCCGAGCGCCUGGGCAUCGUCACUCGCGAUCUCUUCCAGGUCUGCUACGAGCGGGUGGCCCGCGGCAUGAUCCACAACGAUCGCCUCACCUUCGCCCUGCUCAUGUGCAAGAUCCAUUUGAAGGGCACCGCCGAGUCCAACCUCGAUGCCGAGUUCAACUUCUUCCUGCGCAGCCGCGAGGGUCUGCUGGCCAAUCCCACCCAGGUGGAUGGUCUCUCCGCCGAGCAGAUCGAGGGUGUCAACCGCCUGGCCACCCGGCUGCCCAUCUUCAGGCGGCUGCUCGAGAAGGUGCGCUCCAUGCCCGAGCUGGGUGCCUGGCUGCAGCAGAGCUCGCCGGAGCAGGUGGUGCCCCAGCUGUGGGACGAGUCCAAGGCCCUCACGCCCAUUGCCAGUUCCGUGCAUCAGCUGCUGCUCAUCCAGGCCUUCCGGCCGGAUCGCGUCAUUGCCGCCGCCCACAAUGUGGUGAACAGUGUGCUGGGCGAGGACUUCAUGCCCAAUGCCGAGCAGGAGCUGGACUUUGCCGCCGUGGUGGACAAGCAGCUGAACUGCAACACGCCGGCCCUGCUGUGCUCGGUGCCCGGCUUCGAUGCCUCCGGACGGGUGGACGACUUGGCCGCGGAGCAGAACAAGCAGAUAUCCAGCAUUGCCAUCGGCUCGGCCGAGGGAUUCAACCAGGCGGAGCGGGCCAUCAACAUGGCCUGCAAGACGGGUCGCUGGGUGCUGCUGAAGAACGUCCACCUGGCGCCCCAGUGGCUGGUGCAGCUGGAGAAGAAGAUGCACUCGCUGCAGCCGCACUCCGCCUUCCGGCUCUUCCUCACCAUGGAGAUUAAUCCCAAGGUGCCUGUCAACCUAUUGCGUGCUGGUCGCAUCUUUGUGUUCGAGCCACCGCCAGGCAUUCGGGCCAAUCUGCUGCGCACCUUCUCCACGGUGCCGGCGGCGCGCAUGAUGAAGACGCCCAGUGAGCGGGCACGUCUGUACUUCCUGCUCGCCUGGUUCCAUGCCAUCGUCCAGGAGCGACUGCGUUAUGUGCCCCUCGGAUGGGCCAAGAAGUACGAGUUCAACGAGUCGGAUCUGCGGGUCGCCUGCGACACACUGGACACGUGGAUCGACACCACGGCCAUGGGUCGCACCAAUCUGCCGCCGGAGAAGGUGCCCUGGGAUGCCCUGGUGACGCUGCUCUCGCAGUCCAUUUACGGCGGCAAGAUCGACAACGACUUCGACCAGCGCCUGCUGACCUCGUUCCUCAAGAAGCUCUUCACCGCCCGCAGCUUCGAGGCGGACUUCGCCCUGGUGGCCAACGUGGAUGGAGCCUCUGGGGGAUUGCGUCACAUCACCAUGCCCGAUGGCACGCGUCGCGAUCACUUCCUGAAGUGGAUCGAGAACCUCACGGACCGCCAGACGCCGUCGUGGCUCGGCCUGCCCAACAAUGCGGAGAAGGUGCUGCUGACCACACGCGGCACCGACCUGGUCAGCAAGCUGCUCAAGAUGCAGCAGCUGGAGGACGACGACGAGCUGGCCUACAGCGUGGAGGAUCAGUCGGAGCAGUCGGCAGCGGGACGCGGCGAGGAUGGACGCCCGUCGUGGAUGAAGGCGCUCCACAACUCGGCCACCGCCUGGCUGGAGCUGCUGCCGAAGAGCCUGCAGGUGCUCAAGCGAACGGUGGAGAACAUCAAGGAUCCGCUGUAUCGCUACUUCGAGCGCGAGGUGACCAGUGGGUCGCGGCUGCUGCAGACGGUAAUCCUGGACCUGCAGGACGUGGUGCUGAUCUGCCAGGGCGAGAAGAAGCAAACCAACCACCACCGUUCCAUGCUCUCCGAGCUGGUGCGCGGCAUCAUACCGAAGGGCUGGAAGCGGUACACCGUGCCCGCCGGCUGCACCGUCAUCCAGUGGAUCACCGACUUCAGCAACCGAGUGCAGCAGCUGCAGAAGGUGUCGCAGCUGGUGUCGCAGGCCGGCGCCAAGGAGCUGCAGGGAUUCCCCGUCUGGCUGGGCGGCCUCCUCAAUCCGGAGGCCUACAUCACGGCCACCCGGCAGUGUGUGGCCCAGGCGAACAGCUGGUCGCUGGAGGAGCUCGCCCUCGAGGUGACCAUCACGGAUGCGGGCCUCAAGACCGACCAGAAGGACUGCUGCUUCGGCGUCACAGGGCUGAAGCUGCAGGGCGCCCAGUGCAAGAACAACGAGCUGCUGCUGGCCUCCACCAUCAUGAUGGAUCUGCCCGUGACCAUCCUCAAGUGGAUGAAGAUCUCCUCGGAGCCGCGCAUCAGCAAGUUGACGUUGCCCGUUUACCUCAACUCCACCCGCACGGAGCUGCUCUUCACCGUGGACUUGGCCGUGGCCGCUGGACAGGAUUCGCACAGCUUCUACGAACGAGGCGUGGCAGUUCUGACCUCCACUGCCUUGAACUAAGGGCCCAUACUCUACUACACCACUAUAUACUACUCCCAGUAAUCCUUUAAUCAACUGCUUCUUGCGUUCAAAAUACUCCAAGUAUAACAAAGUUCUUAAAGUGUUUCAAAGAAAGUAUCUGUCUAACUAUCGGAUAUGAAUGCUUAUUUUAUACAUAAUUACUCAAUGAAUGAUUUAAAAUUAGUAAUCAUAACUAAUUUAUUACUUUGAAAGUGUUUAUUGAAGUCUAUUACAGUGAAAAUAAUAUUUAAAACGUUUAACGUUUAUCUUUCUCUUGCUCAUUAAAAGCUAAUGUUGUUUUGAGUAGUCUAUUCAUUUUUUAAAAGUGUUUAAUGAAGUCUAUUAAAUUAAAAAUAAUAUUUAAAACGUUUAUCUUGCUCCUGCUCACUAAAAUCUGUAAUUUUUUUGAGUAGUCUAUUAAUUAGAAAAUACUAUGCAAAACCUUAAAAAUUUAUACAUUUUUUUUAUUUUAACUUGCUUGCUUUUUGAAAUCCGUAACUAUUUUAUGAAUACCUUACUUAUUGAAAAGUCUGCUUAACCUAUAACCUUAAGGCUUCCCCAAAUAUAUUCAUACUUAUAGCAACCCCA